GCAUCAGCCACCUUCAGCCCCUUCAGAAUCUGUCCCAUCAAUAUUGGUCAUCGUGGGCUUUCUCUGCACAGCCACUGCCAUUGCUGAAGUAAUGGAAGUGACUCAGCCAGCAAUGGUGCUGGCCAACAGGCAAGGGGUCGCCAGCUUGGUGUGUAAAUACAAGCACAUUGGGAAUGCAAAGGAAAUUCGAGUGACUCUGCUUAGACAGACGGGUGACCGGUUCACUGAAAUUUGUGCUUCAACAUACACAACGGAAUUUAAAAUGUUCAGUGUGGAAGAGGUCAUUCAGUGCCACGUUAGCCCUAGCCGAAACAAUGUGACCCUCACCCUCACUGGCCUGCAAGCUAAUGAUACUGGUCUUUACAUUUGCAAGAUGGAGCGGAUGUACCCUCCACCCUAUUUCAUGAACAAGGGAAAUGGGACACAUCUCUAUGUCAUUGAUCCAGAACCUUGUCCAGACACUGCCAUAUAUCUCUGGGUAUUAGGAGCUACUGCCUCAGGAUUUUUUCUUUACAGUAUCAUCACUUCAGUCAUUCUCGCGGGCAAAGUGAUAAAGAGAAGACGAUGUCUCACUACUGGGGUCUAUGUGAAAAUGCCUUCUGAAAAGCUAGAGAAAAAAGUUAUUCCAUUCCACAUCACUGUAAACUGAAACAAGGAAAGAGAGAAACCGUUUCCUAGCUGGGAUGGAGAGUCUGCUAAUUCACUUAAGUGAAAGAAAUAAAAAGAAUUGUCUUAUUACAAAGGUGUAUGGGAAGGAGAGAGAAUAUUCUUUGUAACUUCUAUGGUUUGGAGGAGAAUAAAUAGUUUAUGCAUUAAUAUUUCAAGGUUAACCCUUUCACAUAAAAAUGGCUACAUUAGGCCAUUGAUUCUUCAAGUUGUAUUGUACCAAUAUGUAGUCUAUAUAUAUACACAUAUAUAUAUGUAUAGCAUUAAGAGCUAUUGCUGUUGCAGCUGAGCAUCUUACUGUCAAAUUUCACCGUGUCUACUGACCAACUGAAAUCCAAACACUAUUACAACAGAGGCUUGUGUGUCAUUGCAAGGCUAAUCCUAUAGAUCUGGGGGCAGAGGCAGAAGAGCACACUAAUGUACAAAGGAGUGUUGACUUUUUUCCCUGCAUUGCUAUUUAUUGGUCUCAUUUCUAGCAUUAGUGCUCUGCACUUCCAGAAAGGCAUCCCCGUAGGCUGGCACUGAUGACACUGCUGCCUAAUCUCAAGCUCCUUUCACUGGCAUUGUGUCCCAGCAGUGCAGAGAUGGAGUUAACAUUGAUGAUACCUGAGCCAGUGCUGACAGCUCGGUCAGAGUGAAAGGCUGCCCAGCGGGAGCCCUAUUGGGCUGGUAGGAUGUUCCAGCUCUGCUGGGGCCUCAUGUUUUACAAAUGCUAAAUUAGCAUCUAUCCAAAAGGCAGAAGUAUGUUGCUGUGUUUAACUGAGUCUAUUUUCCAUGAAAAUACUGACAGUGUAUAAUCUUGUUUAUUAGUUAUGUACCAUUCAAUAAAAACCUUGAAGCUUUGCCCAAA
Pterocles gutturalis (yellow-throated sandgrouse) is the source of this 1516-nucleotide messenger RNA. RefSeq names its product cytotoxic T-lymphocyte-associated protein 4 (gene CTLA4). Lineage: Eukaryota; Metazoa; Chordata; Aves; Pterocliformes; Pteroclidae. The transcript has 4 exons. Gene Ontology annotation, biological process: immune response; negative regulation of regulatory T cell differentiation; B cell receptor signaling pathway. The annotation marks the transcript as partial. The record is from RefSeq and is a predicted model, not a curated record. Gene Ontology annotation, cellular component: external side of plasma membrane; membrane.